Neodiprion virginianus is the source of this 2532-nucleotide messenger RNA. RefSeq names its product glucose-fructose oxidoreductase domain-containing protein 2. Gene Ontology annotation, molecular function: nucleotide binding. Bases 367 to 1542 code for a protein of 391 amino acids. NCBI's taxonomy places the organism in Eukaryota, Metazoa, Arthropoda, Insecta, Hymenoptera, Diprionidae. The transcript has a single exon. The record is from RefSeq and is a predicted model, not a curated record.
CAUAAGCAAGUUCCGCCCGAAUAACGAAACGCAAAUGCAUUGACGUCAAUUUUCCAAUAAUUUCCCAAAUUUCUACGAACAUUAUUCAUUCGAUAAUAAAGUUGGCAACCGUCCAUGACGCGAUCAUCUCGAAUGGAUCACCACGGAAAUUGUGGCUUGGAAUAUCGCUGAACCUGUAUUAUUAUAGUUCAUCGUCAGUGAGGAAUACAGGUUGCGAAGGAUAAACAGACUUUGAGGUUAUGUUGUGGUGAAAAUUCGUCACGAUCCUGUAGAACGUUGAAUCAAUGACUCCAGUCACAGGACAUAUCGCAGCUAAUAACCACAGUUCACGGUGAACGUCGACGCCGCUAAGUCCCUUAGUCUCAAAUGCUGCCAGGAAUCGGGUUAUUCGGUACGGGUCAUGUGGUUCGUGUCAUCGUCCCAUUCCUGCGGGAGAAGGGUUUUAAAAUCGAGGCAGUAUGGGGAAGAACUUUGUCGGAAGCGGCGGAAGUGGCAGACGCUCUGGACAUUCCGUUCCACACAAGUCGAAUCGACGAUGUGCUGCUGCGGAAGGACGUCGACCUGAUAUUCAUAAUGUGUUCGCCGAACCUGCACGCCCAAAUUGCUGUCAAGGCUCUGGGCAUCGGGAAGCAUGUCGUCUGUGACAAGCCCGCAGGACUAAGUCAGUACGAGGCGCUCAAGAUGGUACGUGCGGCCCAGUACUACCCCUCGUUGAUAAGCAUCGUCAACCACAGUCUCCGCUUCCUCCCUGCCUUUGUUAGGAUGAAGAAAUUCUUGGACGAAGGAUACCUCAGAGGACCGGUCACCGUAAUCGAUGUUCGAGUCCAAAUGGGCAGCCUGCUGCAUGACGGGUACGACUGGCUUUGCAACGACACGAUGGGUGGCGGGAUUUUGGCCCUCGUUGGGAGCCACGUUAUCGACCUGAUUUUCCACCUUGUCGGGCAGCGCGCUAUUAGGGUUCACGCUGUGGUCAGAACGUUCACAAGGACAACGAAAUUCAUCAAUGGAAUCAGGCAUAUUUCUUCACCCGACUUCUGCAGCUUCCAGCUCGAGCUCAGCGGCGGGGCACUGGUCACAGCCACCCUCAGCAAUCACUUGCCUGGACAGUUAAAUCAGGAAGUAUUGGUCUGCGGGGGUGGCGACCACCUAGUUGUACGCGGUGGGGAUUUGUAUGGGUUUAGAGAGGAGGGAAUGAACAAUGGGGGCAAAGAAGAGAUCCUCUAUCUUGAUGUCGAUGAUAUUAAAGAGCAGAGUCCUCCUGUCACCGACUCCAUUCCCCUGCCCUAUGUCAAAGGGUUGAGAAAGUUGAUAGGAGCUCUGCGGGAGGCAUUUCAGCCUGUCGAAGACAAAAAGGGCUGGAUAAAGGAACCUGUUUCCUCUGCAGCUACUUUUGACGACGGUCUAUAUGUUCAAGCUGUUAUCGAUGCUCUCAGGCAAAGCAAUAGAAGGAGGGAAUGGAUUAAGGUCUGCGUUCUAACCGAGGAACCGGAUCCUAAUCCACUUCUCAGCGCAGCUGUUAGGGCUACGGCGAUCUCAAUAUAAUUAUUUUUUUUCUCUAACUGCUUAAUCAAAUUUUCUUAUUAUUUAUAACAUAUAUUCUUCAUGACUAAUUCACAACGUUGUAUUUUUUUUAUUUUUUAUCGAUUUUUUAGAGAUGGUAUUAGCUAGUAUUAUUGCAUAGUUAAUGUGUCGUUUUAGUUACAUUAUUUUUAACAUUAAACAGUAUUAACAUUUUUCAACUGUAGGAGAUGUACGAAUCUUAUUACUGAAGAUAGUUUCAAGGCAGCUCGGGUGAAUAAAUUAUUAUUGUGUUGAAGUUAAUAAUAUUACUGUAUAAUGAUGCAUGUUAAGGAACUCCGUUAUUUUGCAAAUUUAUAAUUCUCACAAAUUCAGUAAACUCAUAAUGAAGCAAGAUUUGCUCAUAUUUUGAAAAUUUAGCUUGUUGUGAUGUCAUUCUUUCAUUCUGAAAUUAGAAAAUAGUGAAUCUUUUUCCAAUGGUGCGUCACGAUAACAUUACUAACUACAACCUUGUAAUUUAUUUUACGUGUACUAUAAAGUUAGUGGUUACAUUUUAUAAAUUUCUUUUUUUCUCUUUAUUUUACAAUUUACUUAGGAUAAAAAUUCUAGUUAUAAUUCUCACAAAGUACCGUUACAUAUUAAGAACAAUCGCAAAUAGUUUUAUCUUGGCUAACAAACUCCCAAGGACACUAUUACUGUGCAAUUUAUAAGACUAACUUUCAGUUUUAUUCAAUAUUUUUGAAUAUAUAUGAUAGAAAUUUAUAAUUAACAUUUUGUUGAUUAUUGAUUAGAAUCCCAUUAAAACUUUAUAUUAUUUUUUUUCACAUCAUGCGUAUGUUAAAUUUUCAUCGAAUUUUUAACGCACGAUGAUGAAAAUACUACGGAAUUAUUCUUUGUUACAAACCUCGAUCAAAUAUUAUUGUAUUAUUCUAUUUCUGUACAAAAUACAAUUUUCAGUGAUCAGUAUUUCGAUUAUUUUUCACCUCAAAGUUUUGAAAUAUUAUUGAACAAUGA